Molecule: messenger RNA, 1662 nt
Organism: Letharia lupina
Lineage: Eukaryota; Fungi; Ascomycota; Lecanoromycetes; Lecanorales; Parmeliaceae
Exons: 4
Coding region: 1-1662 (553 amino acids)
Biological process (GO): transmembrane transport
Molecular function (GO): transmembrane transporter activity
Source: RefSeq, a predicted model, not a curated record
AUGGUGGUAAACGGAGAGAUCCAGGAACAUGAAAGUGACCAAAACCUGACGAUUAAAACCUCCCUACAUCCAUUCAAGUCGGAACAUUCCUUGCAACAAGUAACAUCUGCGGGCAUCCCGCCAGCGCCCGAAGCAGAAUUUAAGCCCACAACAAGGUUGUAUCUUGCCUUCGGCACAUUGGCAGUGAUCACACUUAUGGUGGCUCUGGAUGGGACAAGCUUAUCCGUUGCUCUGCCCAUCAUGGCACGCGCCCUGAAGGGCACCGCGAUCGAGGCUUUCUGGGCUGGUACAUCUUUCCUUCUCUGCUCUACAAUAUUUCAGCCGAGUUUCGCCGAACUUUCUCACAUCUUCGGACGGAAACUCCUCGCCAUGGUGGCUCUUGUAUUCUUUCUCAUCGGCGCCAUCGUUGCUGCGACGGCGAACGGGUUUGGACCCCUUCUUGUCGGCAGGCCGCUCCAGGGUGUUGGAGGUGGCGGCCUCAUUGGCCUUACCGAGAUUCUGGUCACCGACUUGGUACCAUUGAGGCAAAGAGGUCAAUGGUUCGGAAUCAUUAGCGCAAUGCGGAGUAUAGGUUCUGUCACCGGUCCUAUCGUUGGUGGCGCGUUUGCGCAAGCUGUAUCUUGGCGGUGGAUCUUCUGGAUCAAUUUGCCAUUUGUUGGGCUCGCUCUUUUCCUGGUGCCUCUCACUCUGGUGCUGGCUUUUAGAGUUAGCUCGCUCGCAGACAAGCUUAGGCGGGUGGACUGGAUUGGAUCGGUCCUCUUCAUUGGGUCGACAACCAGUUUCCUGAUUCCAAUUACUUGGGGCGGUGUGUCAUACGCCUGGGACUCCUGGCGGGUUCUGGCUCCACUGAUCAUCGGCAUCGUCGGUCUGGCUGUCUUUGUUGUCUUCGAGGAAUACGUCGCCAAAGAGCCGCUCAUUAGGCUUGACGUCUUCAAGAACCGAACGGCAGCUGCAAGCUAUUUUGAAACAACCCUACAUGGCAUGAUCCUUGGGUGCAUCCUCUAUUAUAUGCCUCUCUACUACGAGGCCGUCAAAGGCGAGACACCCAUUAUCGCGGGUAUAAGCCUUCUCCCGGCCACAUUCACUGUGGCUCCCGCGGCCAUGGUCACAGGAAUGUCUGGUUGGGCACUGACCACUCUUGGGACUGGUAUACUCUACUUGCUUGACGUCAACACGAAAACAGUCCAGUGGGUAUUCCUCAAUCUCGUAAGCGGUUUGGGAAUGGGCGUUCUCUUCCCCUCAAUGGCUUUCUCGAUUCAAGCAGCCACUAUAAACAAGGACCUCGCCUUCGCCGUCGCCCUGUUUUCAUUCUUCCGUGCCUUCGGCCAAGCAAUAGGCGUCGCUGUCGGUGGUGUGAUCUUCCAAAACCAGCUCAAAAAGAAGCUCUUGACUUACCCGCUUCUCGCCCCCAUGGCAGGUGUCUACUCAAGCGAUGCUUCGGGCUUAGUGCAAAUUAUCAAGACGAUGCAGCAUGGACCCCCGAGAACGCAACUGAUUCAGAUUUACGCUGAUCCUUUGAAACUCGUGUGGAUUGUGAUGUGUGCCUUGGCAGGUGUGGCUCUCCUGUCGAGCUUCCUGAUAAAAGGGUUCGAGCUGGAUCGUGCGUUGGAGACGGAGCAGGGGUUUCAGGUUGAAAAGACGGCUGUCGAUGAAGAGAAGUGA